AUGGCGCUUAAAACCCUAUCCACUUUUUUAACACCUCUUUCUCUCCCAAAUCACAAAUUUCCAAAAAUUCACACCAAACCUUCCCUCAUUCUCUGCGAAUUCUCACGUCCUUCCAUACCAGAAGGCACUGGCGCCGCUGCUCCCUCCCCCGGCGAGAAGUUCCUCCAACGCCAACAGUCAUUUGAGUCAACCAAACUCUUUCUCAAAGAGAACAAGAAGAGUAAAAAGAAAGAGAAGCCUCUGAAAGUUUCCAAUGCCGUUACUUCUUGCUAUGGUUGCGGCGCUCCUUUACAAAUUUCCGAUAACGAUGCUCCUGGUUUUGUUGAUUCUGAAACCUAUGAAUUGAAGAAGAAACAUCACCAGCUUAGAACCGUUCUCUGUGGGCGGUGCCAGCUUUUGUCUCAUGGCAAAAUGAUAACUGCCGUUGGAGGACACGGAGGAUACUCUGGGGGGAAACAAUUCAUUACCGCAGAAGAUCUUCGACAAAAGUUGACUCAUUUGCGUACUGCCAAAGCUUUAAUUGUCAAAUUGGUUGAUGUUGUUGACUUCAAUGGCAGUUUUUUGUCCCGAGUGCGAGAUCUUGCUGGUGCUAAUCCAAUAAUAAUGGUGGUGACUAAGGUGGAUCUCCUUCCAAGAGAUACUGAUUUUAAUUGUAUUGGGGAUUGGGUUGUAGAGGCUAUCACAAGAAAGAAACUGAAUGUUCUCAGUGUCCAUCUCACCAGUUCAAAAUCAUUGGUAGGAAUAACUGGAGUGAUAUCAGAAAUACAGAAAGAGAAGAAGGGAAGAGAUGUUUACAUUCUGGGUUCAGCUAAUGUUGGGAAAUCUGCUUUCAUCAAUGCCUUAUUAAAGACAAUGGCUAUAAACGAUCCAGUGGCUGCAUCUGCACAAAGAUACAAACCAGUACAGUCGGCUGUUCCUGGAACUACCUUAGGGCCAAUUCCAAUUAAUGCUUUCCUUGGAGGAGGGAAACUGUAUGACACUCCAGGAGUUCAUCUCCACCAUAGGCAAACUGCAGUCGUUCAUUCCGAAGAUCUAUCCUCCCUUGCUCCUAAAAGCCGACUGAGGGGCCUAUCUUUCCCGAGCUCUCAAGUUAUUUCGAACAAUACAGAGGAAGGUGCUCCAACAGUAAAUGGCUUGAAUGGAUUUUCAAUAUUUUGGGGAGGUCUUGUUAGAAUUGAUGUCUUAAAGGCUCUACAAGAAACAUGUUUGACAUUUUACGGGCCCAAGCGGAUACCAAUUCAUAUGGUGCCCACAGAGAAAGCGGAUGAAUUUUAUCAGAAAGAAAUUGGACUUCUGCUAACCCCACCAAGUGGUAGAGAGAAGGCUGAGAACUGGAGAGGGCUUGAUUCAGAGCAUCAAUUGCAAAUAAAAUUUGAAGAUGCUGAAAGGCCAGCCUGUGAUAUUGCUAUAUCAGGUCUAGGAUGGCUUACUGUUGAGCCGGUUAGUAGGUCGCACAAACUCAAACAACAAAAACCGAUAGAGAUUGCAGGUGAAUUGCGUAUAGCCAUACACCUCCCCAAACCUGUUGAGAUUUUUGUAAGGCCACCGAUACCAGUAGGCAAGGCUGGGGCAGAGUGGUACCAGUAUAGGGAAUUAACAGAUAAAGAGCAGGAAAUGAGACCAAAAUGGUACUUUUAA
Messenger RNA from Lathyrus sativus (Indian pea), 1638 nucleotides. Lineage: Eukaryota; Viridiplantae; Streptophyta; Magnoliopsida; Fabales; Fabaceae. The record is from the annotation of a GenBank genome assembly.